Molecule: messenger RNA, 10277 nt
Organism: Hyalella azteca
Lineage: Eukaryota; Metazoa; Arthropoda; Malacostraca; Amphipoda; Hyalellidae
Product: protein dopey-1
Exons: 23
Coding region: 114-7742 (2542 amino acids)
Biological process (GO): Golgi to endosome transport
Cellular component (GO): trans-Golgi network; endosome
Source: RefSeq, a predicted model, not a curated record
GCCAAAAGUUGCUUCAAUAGAAACUUAAAUGAAAUUUAUAUUCAAUUGUCACUUAGAGCUUUUGAACUUCUUCUAAGAAUUUAUUGAGACUAGAAUGCUAUAACAUCUUUAAUAUGGCUAGUUUAUGUGAAGAAGAGGCCCGUCUGCUGAACGAUUCAAAGUAUCGCUCAUAUGUGGCAGUCACUGAUAAAGUGCUGAAGGCAUUUGAAAAUACAAGUGAAUGGGCUGACUUAAUCUCUACUCUGGCAAAACUCAAUAAAGUGCUAGUGUCACAUAGCAAGUAUCCUGUAGUACCGCGCCGAGUCAUCAUCAGCAAGCGGCUGGCUCAGUGCAUGCAUCCAGCUUUGCCCUCUGGAGUCCACCUCAAGGCCCUUGAGACUUAUGACAUCAUCUUCAAGAACAUUGGCACCAGGAGGCUGGGCCAGGAACUCUUCAUCUAUAGUGCAGGACUGUUCCCACUGUUUGUAUUUGCCGCCAUGAGUGUGAGGUCAGCACUGCUCACCAUCUAUGAGACACACUUUGUGCCACUUGGCCAGCGGCUGCGACCUGGUCUCAAUGGCUUCCUCUCCGGUGUCCUGCCGGGCCUUGAGGAAGGCUCAGAUCACCUUGAAAGGACUAGUCGACUGCUGCAGCUCAUUGCCGAGGGGGUUGGCCAUGCUGAAUUUUUCGGCAGCUUGUGGGAAUGCAUUGCAGGAAAUGGCAGCAGCCGUCUACCAGCUCUGAACCACAUCGUCAGCUGCUACAAUAAGAAACUAUCAACAGAAGACCAGCUCCACAUCCUUGGUACCAACCUUGACACGAUGGUGUCAGGAUUAUGCAGCUGCCUGGUGAGUGGCACGGUGCUGGUGCAGAGAGCAGCGUUGGACCUGGCGCUCGUAGCUCUGCCCCUACACAACAGCCGCCUGCUGCUGCCCCACGACAGCGUGAGACUUGUGUCUGCCGCCCUCCUGGCGCUGCUACGACGCGACACAUCCCUCAACAGGAGGCUGUUCUCAUGGCUGCUGGGGGAGGAGCAGCAGCAGCACGACGGCGCAGCGCCGCGUCUGGAAUUACCGAACGGCAGGACGUCGCACAACGACUCGUACUUCACCACCUUCUCCAAGCCCCUCCUCACAGAGGGUAUCCUGUGCUGCUUCAGGGAGAGCAAGGGGCGCGUGCCCCCCGACUUGCGACCGUACAAGCUCCUGGUAUGUCUGCUGGACCGUCCGGAGCUGGGCCACGAUCUGCUCGAUAAUGUCCUGCUGGAUCUGCUCAGGUGUUUGUAUCACUCGUGUGAAGCCCUGAAAAAAUCCUCCACAAAACAGCGUGAUUUUGACACGGGAUUCAGCAUGAACUGCGCUGGUAGUUGGUCAGGCAAAGUUCCGCCUUCAGGCGACUACGCUAAUACCAGCAGUAAUGACUGCAGCAAGGCCCUCAGCGAGCUGAACAAGAGUGCAGGGCUGGUGCUGGGGGCAGUACAGCCGUGGUAUCCCUGGCAGCAGCUCCUGAUUCACCUGCAGCAGUGUGAUGGAGUCUCCACGCAUGACCAACACAGCGAUACGGCGUCACAGCUCGUCAAGUGCGUUGGUUGUGGUCGAACAACUUUCUCCGAGCUCUGCACUCUCAUGGAGCACCUCAUGCAAACUCUGCCGCUAGACACGCCCCAGCAAAUGGAGGCCGCCAAGCUGAUGAACGUUCUUUUUGUUGUCACUGAGUUUAUGGCCAAAAGAAUGGAUGUCCUGUCAGCCAAGGAGAUCAACACGGGAGUUACUUUCUGUCAUGAGCUCUUGCAGAAGCUGAUGACUAGCGUAGCUGUGUCGGGCCCAAGCAGCCCUCACAUAGCGUCAGACAACACCUCUUUGUGCGACAGAUCAGGAGCGUCCAGCCGACUUGGCUCAAUUUCCACAUUGGACAAUGAACCGACUUCCUCAGUCUCGGGCGGUCUGGAAGAAAAUAUAAAAGCCUUGCGAGGUGCACCGAACGACGCAAUGGAUCUUCCCGCUCCUCGUUCACUCUUAAAUUACGCUGCAGUAUUCGAGCAAUUUUUCACGGCCUACGUAACGAAAAGAUUGCUUUCUCAUGAAUGCCCAAUAAGCAAGUUUGAAGAUGUGUUGUUGCACGAGCAAGAUCGCUGCAGCUCCAGCGAGGUGAGGGAGCUGCUGCAUGAGUGUCUGGCGUGCUCCCAAGAGACAAGCCAAAAAGAAGUUUCUCCUUCGUCGCAAUUGUCCUCAAGACAGACAGGUUCCCAUAGCAGUCGAGCUUCUAGCCUGGGCCAAGCCGUCCGCUUGACGGAUAAUCACUUGGAGGAGUUGCCAACUUUCGACUACGCUUGCGUGGUGCUCAUAGACCUCUCCUCCAUACCCAUUUCUUCCGAAAAAGCACAUCAAUUGAGCCUCAUGAAUGGCUUGAAAGAAGUUACUCUGGGACUGGGCAUUCCCCGAGGCAAGAGAAUGUUCGACUCGCUCGCCGCCGACAUGAACUCUGAUGCUCCGAGUGAGUCAAGUGAAGUUGCUAACUGCAGUGACGGUGCUGUGCCUGCGUGGCUGGUGGCGUUGUUGGCAUGUGGCUGCUGUGGCGACCAGUGCACUGCCCUGCAGCACUCCGCCCUCGCCACACUCUGCGAGCUGGUGAUGGUGGCGGCGAGCGAGGUGUCGGUGUGGCGCGUACAAUCGCAGCAGACGCAGAGUGCCAUCAACAUUGUGCCGCGGCUGUUGCCUGAGCACGUGCACGUGCUGCACCACAACACCGGCUUCUACCAACACGUUACACUUGCACUCUGGUCGCAGCUGCGGCAACCGCACAAACCUUCCCAAGUGCGCAGCGUCGAGUUGCUGCUAAGACUGCACUCCAUCACCUCCCUAGCCGCCCAGUCUGCCUCUCUACGAAACAACAAGGUGGCGGCCACGCGGCGCCCGUCGUCGCCGUCGCUUGUGGAGCGCGAGUUGUUGGCUGCUCUGAGUGCGUCAUGCCGUGGCUCUGGGGGCGGUCAGGUGGACCAGGUUAGCGCUGCCGUGAGACCUGCCAAGGAAAUGCACCAGCAGGAAGUACGUUCAGGUGUAGAGCUGCAGUAUCAGCACGACGAUGCCAGUGAGAGGUGGCUUACGCUCUGGCAACUGUCCCGACAUUGCUCGUCUGUCUCCUCUGCUCGUGUGGCGCCCCACUCCUUCGAUAGGUGUUUGUUUCUGUUGCUGGAAUGGCUGCGUGCGCCCGGCAGCCGGCAGCGCACGCUGGCCCAGCAGUGGCUGUGCGCAGGUCUCGGCUGCGGUGACGCGGCACGCAUCCUCGACCCUGUGCUGUGCCUGCUGCUUCAUCCGCACACCCGGCGCAUCAGCGUACAGCAUGUUACCGUCACGCCCCUCGGCAGCAACGCGCUGCUGCACACGAGCUGUGAGCGCGGCGCGGACGCUAACAACGAUAGCGCCUCAGAAUCGCUGAUCUACGCCAUCAGUUCGGUGGGCGGUGACGUGAUGUAUCACGUCAGCAAGGACGUGCCAAACUCGUUCCAAAGCAAAAAAUUCUUUUCUCCUUCAGCCAAGCAGAUCCUCGCUCUGACCACUCUGAUGAACGACAAGCUUAUCACGGAGAACGUCCAGAUGCCGGAGUACGAAGUUCCUUAUAUGGGCAGCAGCGAUGACUGCCACAUGUCGGUACUCGUGAACCCGUUCUCCCGUCACCCGUGGCUCGAGAUGGAGGAUAUGGCAGACAUGAACAAGGCCAGCUUGUCUAGUGCAGCCAGCGAGUCUCCAGCUACCGAGCUGCAGGAUGCGGCGGAGACGUCAAUGUGCCAGGAUUUAUCAAACGACGAAGAGCAAACAUCACAGGGAGGUAUAAGCUGUGAAGAAGGCACUCUAAGCGCUAGAGAAAUCGCGGAAAGUGUCUUCAACGAAAUAUUGGAGCGUGUGUUUGUUGAGUGCUCUCUAGAGCCUAUGCCAUCCGAUGAACCCGAAAGCUCGUCAAUUGACAGCAUGGAAGCAGAAGAAGCUGGUGCUGCUCCUGCUCUGGGCGGCGCCAACUGCAAUUUAACCCCGUCGGACAUGACUCUUCACCCUCUGCACUCGCACAUGCUGCUCUACACUCAACUCGUGGACAGCGGCCAGUGCCUCUACGGAUUAACGUUGCUCAAGAAUAUCUUGGAGAGCCAAGCCAAGCUAAGUUUGCUUUCGUUUGCCUCAACAGGCAUCUCUGUGCAGCAGAGCCACUCGGAGCUGCUGGUGCUGAUGGCGCGACACAAGCAGUGUGUCUUAGGCCAAGGAUUUGACAGCGGCAACUCAAGUGAACUUCUGGGUCAGUAUCGCUCAGUGAUGUACCUGCAGGUGCUGAUUACCGUCUGCCUUUACUACAUCAGGUCCUACUACCCGCAACUGCCGCACUUAAGGCUCAACAAUGAGCACCUCCAGGACAACAAGGAGGUUCAGGUUCUUGCUGUUGAAAUUCUUGAGUUGGUUUUUUCGAAUUUGAUCCCGCUUGUUAAUGAGUCUCCGCGAGGUCUGGCGCCUUACGUGCAGGACCUCCUGCACAAGUGUAAGGUUCAGAAGUGUGUGCUGUACUGUCUUCUUGCCACCGUGCAUGCCAUGCGCCUUCCUAGCAGUGUCAUCAACAAUAAGACCAGCCGUGCGCACGAGGCCAAAACCUUCACGCAGGAACUCCUCGACUACAACUACAAGAGCAACAACGAACUGUCCGCGUCUGCGCAUGAAACUUAUCUGCUCAAUAUCAUGAACCUAACAUUGUCCCUCAUUAAGCUAGAGGACGUCUUGAAAGCCGCAAAGGUUGACCCCAUGCCAAAAAAAGAAACUUCAUCAUCCAGGUCCCAAUCAUUUGCGCAAUACCAGCCAGGCCAACCCAUACCUACACAGGCGAUGUUCUUAAGAGUUGUGUUUUCUGCGCUCGGACAGAAACACACGCGACACUUACACUCGGCUUGGCUGCGGCUGUUUACCUCUACGCUGCCCUACAUGGGCAACGCGUUACCCAACAACGCUCUACGCACCUCCUCAUUCUUGUGUAUUUUGUUGGAAGAACUGCCGCAGUACUACAGUAAUCCUGCCUCGUCUUCCAUGCGCCCAAUUCCUCCGGAUUAUACACUCACGUUGAUCUCAGCCCUCACGACUAUCGUUCAUUUCUGUCUGCUGGACCAGACUACGCCCACGAUGAUAAGUGGCGCCCCGUAUCUCGGAUCUACGCACAAGCCUUCGAAUUUCGGGUCAUCAAGCAGUUCUACGAGUGCCACUAACGCCCCUGCGAGCUCGCACAGCACGGGCAACAUGCUCUUCAAUAUCCUGAACGUAUUUUCUCCCGUGGCUGACGCCCUUGAAGAUUCCUUAGACGCUGCUGAGGCCGACCCUCUGAACGCAGCGCGUAAGACGCUAUUGUGCCACCUGCCGCGGCUGGUCGCGACGUUGCUGCCGCUGUGGUCGGCCACCACCAGCGAAGUACAGGGCAGCGCACAUUGCGAUAUCGUGAAGCAAUACUAUGAGAUGGAGCUCCAGUGCAUUGCUGGGUCCAGAAGCACCGUCAUGCAGCACAUCAUCAACUUCCUAUCUCCCAUAUGUCACCACCACGCCGCUGACUUUCUCGCUGCUGUCAGCAUCGUUUGGCAGAGUUUGUCGGAUAGCGAGGCUCAUGGAGCUCUGGCAGGACGGAAACAAUCAGCAGGGGAGGCCACUGAGGCGACUUCGCUGGCUAAAGCUGCGAGCUGCCAGUCUCUGAUGCAGACGCCGUCCGAUGCCGACGAAGGGCUUCCUCGUCCUCGCUCUUCCACUGCCCCCAAGAAACGCAACAAAAUCAAGAACCUCUCAUCGAGCAACAGCCUCCAAGAUGUCCACAAAUUCGGGUUAUUUCUGGAUGACGGAGGCGUACAGCGGCGAGGAAGCCACCCCACGGAGCUGGACUUUGUCGUGGAGACUGCCACGAAAGCCAUAGACAUGCCUCACGAAGUCAUGCGAAGGCAUGUCUAUGACGACGAAGGUGAUGACGAAGAAGUUGGUGAUGCGCUGAGCGUGUCGCUUGUGGAUCAGCUGUUGGCGGUGCACCAGGACCGACGGGCGCUGAUGCAGAUGGUGAGCGCCGUGCGUGUGCUGCCCCUGCACCUCUUCCUGGACACCGUGAAGCAGGUCCUGCGGCAACCCCCCGCUCUGCAGGGGUCCUCCCAGAGUGUGGAGGUGGCAGUGCUCGAGGUGCUGCACUGCUUCGCCUGCUGCAGCAGCCCGGAGCAGCUGGGCGCCUCGUGGAAGCCUUUAAUUUCGCUCCUGAAGGAGGCGGUGCUGGCGUUGCCACCGGAGGCUCUGCUGCUCCUGCUGCCCAUACUGAACAACUUCGUGCAAAGGGCGCCACCCAUCACUGAGAAGCGCUUGUUGAAAGAGCUUCAGGACGUAUCCGUGCGUCUGGUGGAGAGCGUGAGCAACAUCGCGGGGUCGUGUCUCGAGGCGACCGCCUGGCUGCGCCGCAGCCUCACCGUCAAGGCGAGGCGGGACGAGACACAAGCGUGGCGUGUAAGCGUGCGGGCGCUGGAGCUGCUGGCGUCAGAGGUGGCCGCUCUACUGGACGUCCUCUACACCAGUGACGAGAAGGAUAAGGUCCUGCCCUUCCUUACCCAGCUCAUGGGGCACGUCACCCCCUACCUCCGUGACCACACGGCAAACAACGCGCGACCAUUCCUGGCGUGCUCGCGUCUGGUGGCGUCUCUGUCAGGUCAUCAGUACACGCUGAAGGCGUGGCGCAAGGAUGUGCUCGAGCUGCUGCUCGACGUCAACGCCUUCAGGAUGUCGCGUGCCGCCCUCUCCUCUUGGAAGACCAUCGUUGACAACCUCUUCACCCACGAUAAGACCAUCUUCAAGGAACUCAUUGUGCGCGUGACGCCGUCGCAGGGCGGCAGCCUGCACCUCUUCACCAGUAGGGAGGCGGAGUACGCGAGCCGCGCUGUCCUUCUCAAGCGCCUCGCCUUCACCAUCUUCUGCUCAGAGCCUGACCAGUACAGCAAGUUCUUCCCUGACAUUCAAGAACGUGUGACUGAAGUGUCGCGGCUGGGGGAGAUGGUGCCAGUGUUGGUGGGGGCGGUGCUGGGGCUGGUGGGUGUGCUGGUGGUCAGGAUGGCCCCCAGGGCGAUGGUGUCGCUCUGGCCUGUCAUCAUCACGGAAAUGGUGCAGGUGUUCCAGGUGAUGGAGCAACAGCUCCAGCUCAACAACCACACCAAUUCUGCGCAACAAGGGAAGCGGUUGCCAGCUAUGGACGGACGCUGUAACAACCUACACCAGCCGGCGUGGCUGUCCCUCUACCUGGCCGCCUGCAAGCUACUGGACCUCCUGCUUGCUCUUCCUGUCUCCCUCCUGCCUCAGUUCCAAAUGUAUCGCUGGGCAUUCGUGGGCACGAGCGAGGGCAGCGCAGGUAGCUGCGGUGACGUGGCCGUAACCGCCGCCCCGGCGCCGCUCGACGGCCCCAACGCCGGCGCUGACUUCGUGCCUCACGUACGCCGCAUCGCCCGCCUCAUGGCGCUCAGACGCCAGAGCGAGGCGGGCAGUGAGCAGCGCAGCGCCCCAGUGAGCCUGGACGUGCGGUCGGGCCACCUCCUGCUGGGGAGCGUCGCGUCCAUAGCCUCCUUGCAAGACCUCGAGCCUUUCUUCCAGCGCCUCGCCAACAGCGCCUGCGAGCUGCACUGCUUUUCUACCCACAGCUCAUCGUAUGGCGCGACUCAGACUCAGGGUCUGGAUCACAUCGAGCGCCAACUCGAGGCGAGCUUUGUCGAGCCUUUGUUGGAAAAUUUAUGAACCGCGGCUGACGCUCCCGACACUCGCCUGGCUGUGACACGUGCACUCAUUACCCUCUGAGUCACCUCUUGUAACUGUUGUGUUAUUCUUCCCUGUUUGAGUGGAACAUUCAUCUUGUGACCUCUCGACACUCGCCUGACUAUCAUCCGUGCUCGUGUACUUCAUGUGUCGCCAUCUGUAUUUCGGUGUUUUUUUUAACUUUGAGUGAAGCAUUGGUUUUUUAACUCGAUUGUUAGCAGUGAUCUGCUGCUGACGCCGCGAGUCUAACACUGAAAUUUUUCCCCAUCAUAACAUUCCCGCUAAUUUAAUGUGGACAGCGUUUAAAAUUGAUGCUGUUGUUCUUAGCUCCCAUCUUCCUUAGCAAACGUGAUUAGUUAGAAAGUUGUAAUGGCAAUUUCUUCUUAAUCAAUUAGUUGAUUUGCCUUACCCUGAAUUUGCGUCCAUGGUUUAUGGGUUCAUGUCCACUUGCUCAUGGAACGGAAAAUCACAGCCUAAAUGAUCUCACCUUUCUGCUGCUAUAUCUGUACCUAUGGACGUUUCCUGCAGAAUAUUUCACACUUAUAUUUUGAAUCUAUAUCUAAAUUCAUUGGUUCUAGUCAUGAAUGAGAUUUCUACGCAUAUAGUUAGGCAUAGUUGUGUUUUUCAAUUCACGGCAAAAAAAUUGAAUAUACUGCUUUGUCGCACGUUAAUAACUCUAACUGUGAGUUUAUUAGUUUAGCCCCUGCGCACGGUUAUCAUCCAAAGUUAAAACUGGAGACAUUUUUUGUUGUCCCUACACAUCAUGGUUUUAUUUUUAGCCCGUCUACGUUUUGUAAGUUAUCACAGAUGUUCACUGGAUUCUAUUACUUUUAUUUCUUUGAAAUAUGAAAACUUGAGCAAUGGUAAUGAAUGUGAAGUGUCUUAGUUGAGACUUGAUACAUUUGCAUUUAUUGUUACCUAAACUUUAAAUUGAUUAUCGAGCUCUUUGCCUCGUCAGUAUCACUACACCGCAUGAAAAGCGGGACAAUUGAGAUCUGUUUUAUUUGUAUUGAUGCUUCAACGGCGAUGAAUGAGUUUACUGUCUUCAUUUGGGUUGCUGUUAAGUGUGUGUGUGACUGGAAACUAGGGCGACGUGUAUUGCUCUGCUGCUGUGAUAUCGGGGCACUUUUAGAAGACAGUUCUAGAGUUAUUUUAUAAUCGCGGAAGUUGUGUUUUUGGCUUUGUAUGCAGAAUCUAUUGUUGUGGGAGUGUUCAUAUUGUUUCGUUUUCUGUAUAUACCUCAUUUAUUCGCUAAGAUCGCCCUUCCUGUUCUUUCAGCUUUGCAGCUAGUGGCCAGGCUCAUUCUUGUUUUCAAUGCAUCUUGAUACUGAAAGCCAAAGACUAUUUCUGUGUACUUUGUCUGGAGUUCAUGGCGUCGAACUAAAGUUCUAAAAGUAAACUAAAUACUUUAUAAUUCCAUGAUCGUUUGAAAACGUGCAUUUUGGGGUAACUCCUGUGUAAAAAAUUUGAGCUUUUGACGACUAAAUACAAAGUUCAAUUUUGUAAUUAACAUGGGGAAAAUCUACAUUCCUGCACCACCAAUCACUCCGGAUACCAUUCUUUUUCUCUUUGUUCUUGCAGGUGACUGCUUACUUGCGUCCCUGAAAACAUCGCAUUAUGUUUGUAUAAUUUAUGUACUCUAGAUUCUACUAGAGCUCUAUGUGCCCAUGCAUGUGCAGAAGCUUUUUAAGGCUUUAAGUAUUGAACCAUGUUGCCACGCAGUCGUUUUUAUGAGAGUCACCGGCGAUUUUUAAUCAAUCAGCUUGUGUAUCAUGGGAGUUUGAGAGCAUAGUUGCCAGAUUGUUGAGAGAUUUUCGCCACGAGCGACAACCCGAGUACGUAGCGGUCCGAUGCAAGAUGGGCUUUAUUUUCACUUUCGUGGUCAGGUGAUGUAUUUUCAUGGUGCCCAUAAUGUCUCUAGUUAGCUGAAUUCAUUGAGCUGUCAGCUAUGUCGAGUUGUAACAUUGGCUACUCUUCCACAGCUAUAAUACUGAAAUAUUAACGCGAUUUUACGUAGCUUAAGUUCUAUCGAUCAAAUAUCGUGUUGGCGUAUUUUAUCUAAAAAUGGGUUCAUUAAAUAGAACACUUGAGCCGAAUAAUAAUCACAACGUUUCAACGAUGAUCUGAUGCGUGGAUUGUACGACGCUUACUUGGGUAGAUGACUAGAGACGUCAUGACGAACGCUUCAUGACUUCUAAAUUAUUGUCAUUCCGAUGAAGUAUUUAAACCAAAUGUGUAGUUGUAAAAAUAAGCUUCUCUAGCCUUCGGUUUUGAUCCGUAUUUGGUGUUGUUUAAGCCACUAUAUAAUAUCGCCAUCGGUUAUCGGUACAAAGUCCUGUCAUCACUUAUACUAAACCGUUAGGCAAGGUUAAUAAAAAUAGCGCAGUUCUAAAUCGGGACUAUAAUUUCCUGAUGCCUCCAUCCCUGGUUCGUGCUUAAAUAAUUGCGUGGAAUUGUAUUUUAUGAUUACUGAACAUACUUUGUAUUUUGAGCAUAUAUAUCAAAACGGGAAGCUCU